CAAUAUGCUUGAAAUAGUGAUCGCAGAAGGGUUCUUCACUUCAUCCCCUUGUCAUCUCAAGAGGGAGGUACCACAUACGUACUGGUUAUGCACGAACAAUGGAGAGCGACUUUUGUAUAAUUUUCAACAGCGUUUUAGGGGUGGGUUUUAAAAUACAAUCGCCGAUCACUCGCGACUACGAGGAUGAUUUUGCAGCUCUCUGCAAGUCCCUUUAGUAUUGUCGAUCUUCGGUACAUAGAAGGACGUGAAUGUGACUAUCAAUGUGCUCGAUCUUUUUAGUACGUAAAUGUGCGUUCGCCAAGACGUGAUAAUUGUGUGAAUUUUUUUGUGUGUCGUGAUUUAUCAUAAGUCAAGAAUACUUCUUAGAACGAUGGACUCUUUACAUAACACAACCACUAUAACCCCAGGUGGUAAAAAACUCUCGAAAUCUUUUUUAGUCGAUUCGAUAAUUAAUGGUAAAAGUUCGAAAAAUACGUCUUACGAACAUUUCGCCACAGCAGCGGCUGCCGCAGGGUUACCAUAUUAUUCUAAUUUGCAUAGUUAUCUGUACUCGAUGGGAUUAGCAGCCAACACCGUCCAAAGAUAUCCGACCAGUUACCUGUCUUUAAGUAAUUUUACAACUUUACCCCAAAAUACACCCAUGAUCGAUAUGAUGUACCCUUUAAACGGAGGAGUCGUUCCGGGAGGAAAUUUCAACCCGAGACCUUACUCGCCUAGACCGGCCAAGUGUAGACCAAUUAAACCAAUUCCUACUUGCAGGACGCCUCAUCAAAGAGAUGUCAAAUCGCCGACGACGUGUCGUAAACGAUCUUAUAGCAGUAGAGAUGAUCAUCGUGAUAUUUUAAUUAAUGAUACCAACGCUGCCGAAUUAUCAUCAUCAUCAUCACCACCACCACCACCACAACAACAACCACCAUCAUCAUCAACACCUAUCUCAGCACCUCAAUUAUUCCUACCAACUGCUCCUUGCAGUCCUACCAAACCACCUAGUCCUUCCGGCUCGCUAAACGGAUCCUCUUCUUCACUGUUAGACGUCUCUUCAUUGGAGCCCCAAAGUUCAAAACGAAUCCGAACAGCGUUCACAAGCACGCAGCUUUUAGAGCUCGAACGUGAAUUCUCCAGCAGCAUGUACCUGUCCAGAUUACGACGUAUUGAAAUAGCCACCCAUCUAAGGCUUUCGGAGAAACAGGUGAAAAUUUGGUUCCAAAAUCGACGAGUCAAGUACAAAAAGGAGGAAACCAAUACGACCUCGUCCCCUCUACAUUCAGGCUGCUGUUCAGCUUCUUCGAAUAAAACAACUUGUUGCUGCAGUCUACGUACGUGUUCGACAUCGAAUAGGAAAAAUCACAGUAAAAAUUCACUAGAUGGUACAACCAGUUGUGAAAUAUCGUGCAGUGAUGAAGAAAGUAACCACGAGCAAGAUUUUCGAAACGUUGGUUUAUGCUCGUAGAACAGUGAAACAAAUAUCUUGUAAGAUGUUAAAAUGAGAAAAAAAAUAUCCAUAUCUAGGUUACAAAACCCAAGGCACAGGAACCCACACAACAACGUGAAACAUUUCAUUGGUUGUAGUAAACUCGAAUAUACACACGUAGGUAAUUCAAAACGUGGUCGGAAAAAUCAACGAGAAAAACAAUUGAAUUUUCCUAUCUAUGAUGCUCUCUACGGUGGCGAAUUAAUUGGAAAUUUGGCGUAAAUUCGAUUUGGGCCCUGGGUAUAUAUACGACGAGUUGACGCGACGCCGACGCCGCUGCCGGGUCAAAUUAUAAAAAAAUUAAUUGGCUUUCUUUUUGCUCGCCUUCGUAAGUAAAUCUAAUGGGAUUUUGGUCGGUACGUCGAGCCAGCAGUAGGUCGCUGUCGGAUGUGUGUUUUUGACGCGUCUCGUUUCAAAGAACACAAAACCAACAUAACGAAGUCGGUGUUGGCAACAGGCGAGAAAAACCAACGAAAAAUCCGCACCAGGGUUAUUUUUUACCCCGAGUGGUAAAUUUUCUCUAGCGGAUGAAAUUUUACCGAAAUUUAAUUCGAAUAAGCGACCAAAAACAAAGACGAAUUACGUCUCUUUGAAAGUUUAAGCGUGAAAAACAUUACCAUUCAGCAAUAUUGCUGCGUUGCUGAGUCAGUACGAAGCAACAGCGACUUUUAUCGAUGCAUUUUUUUUUUUUUAAGUCUUAGAAAAAAAAGAAGGUAUUAAUCCGAGUACUUUUUUUGUCUUUCGUUUAAUUAAAUUUGCAAAUUUGAAAAGAUAUCCUUGCUCUGAAUUCGCUUUCCUGGCUUUUAUUUCGAGAUCGAAAAAUUAAAUCGUUUUUCAAUUUCAUCGGGGGUUCUUUUUUUUUUUUUUUUGUUUUGAGAACGAGUUCGAGGUAGCUAAAAAAUCACUACCUAGCAAGCUUACCAAGAGUGGAGGAAAAGUGGAAGGGUUGUUUGCUUUUUUCAAUUAAAAAAGAAACCAACGAACAAUUUUUUACGAUGAUUUUCUAAAGCAGAAGUUGUCGUGACUCGAGAUACGUAUGAAAAAACUUUACAUCCUCCCUUCUGCUUUCCUUGUCUACUAAUCUAGCCACCCACCUGUAUAUUUAGAAUACCGACGACGUAUUUUGUUUUCGAGUUGUAAUUAAAACACCGUCAAGUCGUCGCAUAAAAAAUUACCUCGUGAAUUUUAUACAUCUGCAAUUUUAAUUCGAAUCUCUUGUCGCAUACUUAUACUUUUGCUUGAUGUAAAAUUAAAUACCAUCGAGAAAAGAAACUAACAGACAAAAGAUUCGAGACUGGAAACGGGAUUAAAUAUGGUAUAACUUUUGCUUCGCGAGUCGAAUUAUUUAUACUUAUUUCUAUUAUUACGAAAAAACAUAGGUACCUACUGAAAAUGUCGCAAUCGUUGGAAAAAAUUCUUAUACAUCUCGUAAAACUUACUUAUUUGUAAUGAUUUGAAGUUCUCAGCAUUCGGUGACCGAGAUAUCGAAACAAUAAUAACUUGCAUUUAAUCGUCUUAUAGAUAGAUAGAGACAUUUUCAAGAUCCACGGUUAUUUUUGAUUCUUUACUUUACUUCACCAGCUGCAAUAUUUAAUUGAAAUUUUUCAUCUUUGUUUUGAAAUUCGUUCCGAUGUAAUACGACUGAGAACUUAAAACUUUGUAAGUCGUAAAACAAUAUUUUACCUGUAGCCUAAGUAUAAAAGUACAUAAUUAUAUACCUACAAACCCAACUGCCAAAGUCGUGAGCAAUGAACAUACUUCCAUUUACUGUAAGCUGGUUGUGAAAUUGAAGCUUAAGGCUUAAUAUUAAGCGAAAUGAACCUAUACUUACCUACUCAAACGUAAAUGUUAUCUUCCAAACAAAGUACCUAAUCGCCAACAAUCUAUUGUUGCAAUGUAGGAAUUUUUAUAUUAGUUUUUCAAUUUAUUGUGUCGAUAUGUUUAUUUUGAUGAACGUUUCACUUUUCAUAUGAAAAAAUUGUAUAAAAUUAUUGUGUGUAGAUGUACAUAUUGUAAGGUGUAAAAUACCUGAUGGGUACUUAUCCAAAAUAUAUAAUUGUUGUUUUUGUUUUUCAAAAUUAUCAUUUAUUAUUACUGAAAGCGAAGCUGUACCUAAUGGAAAUUUGAAAAAUCAGAGUUCUAACCCCCCUCCCCCAACUCCAUCUCAUCAGAUCACCCAUCACAAUCGAAAUCCAAAAUUGAAAAAUUGUUCAGUGAAGAACAACGUAAAUUUGGGUCAAUUUUUUCCAAACA
Molecule: messenger RNA, 3724 nt
Organism: Planococcus citri (citrus mealybug)
Lineage: Eukaryota; Metazoa; Arthropoda; Insecta; Hemiptera; Pseudococcidae
Product: homeobox protein Hox-A4-like
Exons: 2
Coding region: 371-1450 (359 amino acids)
Biological process (GO): regulation of transcription by RNA polymerase II
Cellular component (GO): nucleus
Molecular function (GO): RNA polymerase II cis-regulatory region sequence-specific DNA binding; DNA-binding transcription factor activity, RNA polymerase II-specific
Source: RefSeq, a predicted model, not a curated record